Messenger RNA from Aspergillus uvarum CBS 121591, 7936 nucleotides. RefSeq lists its product as uncharacterized. The record is from RefSeq and is a predicted model, not a curated record. Gene Ontology annotation, molecular function: oxidoreductase activity; 3-oxoacyl-[acyl-carrier-protein] synthase activity; fatty acid synthase activity. Lineage: Eukaryota; Fungi; Ascomycota; Eurotiomycetes; Eurotiales; Aspergillaceae. Gene Ontology annotation, biological process: secondary metabolite biosynthetic process; fatty acid biosynthetic process. Bases 485 to 7936 code for a protein of 2483 amino acids. The transcript is spliced from 14 exons.
CCUUAUUCCACUCAUCCCUUAAACCAGCUCUUGACAUGUGAGCUCGUGAAGGGAAGUACUUGUUUCUGCCCUGCGUGCUAAGCUUGAUAAACUUGAUAUGAUGGAUUGCUACGAUGGCGAAAGACGACGGCAGCAGCCGAUUCGGGCACUACAAUCGAAUUGCGAGGUGAUACCAUGUGAGACAAAUCGUGCAGUUGCAACUACGGGAACAGGUCGACGGAUGGUAUGUUGUGGUCAGCUACCGAAGCACAUGCAAAGAAGAUAAUGGACCUCGCUUUGAGACCCAGAUGCAGGAAGAGAUCGCCUUCCGACCGUUUGUUCUGCCAUCUACACGCUCGCAAGAUAUCAGUCAACGACAGGAAACACUCACAAGUAUCAUAACUACCGUUGUCUCACCGAUUAUCGAGCACGCCCAUCGACGACUAAUAGCGACGAGGAAAAACGCCACGACCAAGAGACGGGCCUAGAAGCACAGAGUCCGAACAUGGACUCGCAAAACAACCCGGGGAAACCGCUCAAGGCAGGAAGCGUCAACCAAGAUGGCGAAGAUGAGGGACUCAGUUCAGUGGCCUCUUCAUAUCCCUGCACGCCAAUAGCUAUCGUGGGGAUGGCCAUGCGGCUGCCAGGAGGAGUAGAAACCACUGAUGACUUCUGGGAUAUGCUGAUCAACAAAAGGACUGGCCACUGUGAGAUUCCCGGAAAUCGCUUUUCUAUCGACGCAUUCUACAGCCCGACACGACCCCAUUCCGUCAGAACCAAGCAUGGGUACUUUCUUCGACGCGAUCCAACUGAGUUUGAUGCUUCCUUUUUCUCCAUUCCACCGUAUGAGGCCGCUCGAAUGGAUCCUCAGCAGCGAAACUUGCUGAUGGUUGUAUGGGACUGCUUGGAGAAUGCAGGAGAGACACGCUGGAAAGGCCAAAAUAUUGGCUGCUAUGUUGGAGUCUUUGGUGGGGAUUGGUCUGGCUUGAUAGACAAAGAUUACCUGGCAUCCGAUCGAUAUUAUGUUCUUGGAACAGGAGAUUUUGCUCUAUCCAAUCGAGUCUCCUACGAGUACGACUUUCGUGGACCAAGCAUGACAAUAGAAACAGGUUGCUCAGCAUCAAUGGUAGCACUGCACGAAGCAUGUCAAGCACUACAAUCGGGACAGUGCUCAUCGGCCAUUGUCGCUGGGACGAAUUUGAUCUUUUCACCAACUUUGAUGACAUCAAUGUCAGAUAAUUUGGUCAUUUCAGCAAAUGGGAUGUGCCACACCUUUGACAAUGUGGCUAGUGGGUAUGGAAGGGGUGAAGCUGUUAAUGCUAUUUACAUCAAACCUUUGAACGAUGCUCUAAGAAAUCAUGAUCCUAUCCGAGCUGUGAUUCGAGCAACCGCCACGAAUAGCGAUGGCAGAACACCGAACAUUACGACUCCUGGUGUACAAUCUCAGAAGACACUGAUAGAGACAACCUACAGAAGAGCAGGUAUAGAUGACCUGUCAGAGACUGGAUACUUCGAAUGUCAUGGAACCGGGACUGAAGUAGGCGAUGCAGCUGAGGUCUCGGUUAUUGCCAAGCUUUUCAGGGAAAAGGGGAUCAUAAUAGGCUCAGUCAAACCUAACGUGGGCCACUCCGAGGGGGCUUCUGGCAUUACAAGUAUUAUUAAAAGUGCUCUUUGCUUGGAGCAGAAGGUAAUUCCUCCGACUAUAUAUCAGUCUCUGAAUCCCGACAUUCCCUUCGAGGAAGGCAAGCUCCGUCUACCUUCAGAACCAGUACCCUGGCCUCGAGAUAGGAAAGAAAGAAUUAGUGUCAACUGUUUCGGGAUUGGGGGUUCCAAUGUGCACGCAAUUCUUGAGUCUCACUCAUCCAUUGCUGCAGCUGAUGUGGACGAGGUCGAACGGUGUGGUGACGAAGUCAAGCUUCUGGUGCUAUCCGCAAGCUCUGAGGACAGCUUGCAAGCCCGUAUACACUCCAUCACAGAUUUUGCAAAUACGUCUCCUGGAGUGCUUGCGGACCUUGCUUAUACCCUUGGCAAACGACGUGAACACCUGGAGUACCGUGCUUUUGCUGUAGUACGGCAGAAUAACCCGAUUGAAGAGGCUGCGUUUCAGAGUUAUAGAGUGAAGGAACACCCGAGAACACUUGUGUUUUCCGGUCAGGGAUCUCAAUGGCCAGGGAUGGGCAGGGCUUUAAUGAAAGUGUCUGUGGAGUUUCGAAGCGCCAUUAAUGAGAUGGAUAGCGUCCUGCAAAGCUUGCCUGAUAGACCAAAAUGGUCUUUGACAGGGGAGUUCACGAAGGACAUUGACGCCCGCAUCCAUGAAGCACACAUCACUCAACCAGUUUGCACUGCCUUUCAGAUCGCUUUGUUUCAUGUGCUAGCGGCUUUUGGUCUGGAAGCACAGUACUUGGUAGGACAUUCCAGCGGUGAAAUAGCCGCAGCGUAUGCGGCGGGUGCGAUUACAAUGCGAUGUGCCAUUUUACUGGCAUACUAUCGUGGGGUAGCUAUUCAGACUGAGCAGGGACGAGGGUCAAUGUAUGCCGUCAGUCUGAGCUGUCAAGAGGUCGACCCCUAUUUGAGAGAAGGUGUUGUUGUUGCUUGCAUCAACAGUCCAAAGAGUGUGACGCUUUCUGGGGACAAUGAACAACUGGACAGUACCAUCCAUGAUAUCAAGCAGCAUAACUCUGAUGCAAUUUGUAAAGUGCUCAAGGUCAACGUGGCCUAUCAUUCUCAUCACAUGACACGCUGCGGCCGCGUAUAUGAGUCUCUAAUAGCAUCGCAUAUGGAGCACCCCACGGGGCGUAUGCUGCCUUUUGCAUCAAGCGUCGCCUGCUCCAUUUUGGAAAAUCCCACCGAGCUCGGAGCUUCAUAUUGGCGUCAAAAUCUCGAAUCGCCCGUGCUAUUCGAAAGAGCGGUUGAGCUGGUCUUGAAGCGUGACACAAAAUCACACGUUUUUAUAGAGCUUGGCCCUCACUCUGUGUUGUCAGCCCCAUUAAAUCAAAUAUGCAGAGGUCAAUCCUCGGUCCAGAAGCACGUAUAUGUUCCAACAAUCUUACGAGGCGACAAUGAUCCCGAAGCUCAACUUUUAAGGGUUAUGGGCCUUCUUCACAGCAACGGUAUCUCAGUAAAACUCAACCUGGAAGAACCCGAAAGAGGAAGCAAAGUGCUGACUGGCUUGCCAAUAUAUCCCUGGGUGCGGGGCAAGCCUUUAUGGAGUGAAAGUAGAGCGGUGCAUGAAUGGAGGUUGGGUGCGGCUCCAUACCAUGAGCUUCUCGGUUAUCGUGUCACAGAAACACCUGAACUUGAGCCGACAUGGAGAAACAUGCUAUCACUUUAUGCUGUGCCUUGGAUAUGUGAUCAUGUUCUUGAAGGAAGUGUGGUAUUUCCUGCGGCAGGGUAUAUCGCCAUGGCAGGCGAAGCCGUACGGCAACUUUUCCCGACCACAGAAGGAUUCAUCAUGAAGAACCUCAUGCUCAAGUCGCCAUGGAUUAUGGAAGAGAGCAAAUCCUUCGAGGUCAUCACCAGCUUCAAGCCUAUCAAGUAUAAUGAUAUGGAAGACUCAGAGUGGUACUCCAUGUCCGUUGUGGUCCACGACGGCAGUUCGUGGACUAAACAUUGUCAAGGCCAAGUUAGGCCAGAAUCCUGUAAGCGUCAACGCGACGAGACAUCACAGAGCCACCUUCGUUCCAUCAACCCGGAGACCUGGUACGAAGCUUUGAAUAGGAAAGGACUUGCUUACGGUCCCCGGUUCCGAGGACUAGAAGAAAUAUCUGCAAGUCCAACUGCACCUGUUGCGACCGCCUCAAUACUCGACGAUGCAUUGAGGCAUAGUAGCAGAUACUUCGUGCAUCCAAUUGCGAUAGAUCAAUGCUUACAAUUGUUGAGCGUCGCCCAGUCAAAUGGUCUCCUGCGUUUUUUGACCGGGCUAGCAAUUCCAGCCUCUAUAGAGGAAAUAUACAUCACCUAUGGGGGAAAGGAGAUGAAGGUGCAUGCUGCAAUCUCCUCUGAUGGCCAGGAGAAGCGAUAUGGAAAUGUAACCUUAUCAACGGGCCACUGUGUAAGACUGUCGCUGCGCAAUGUCUUUUUCUGUUCCAUCGACGAUGAGGUUCCCUUUGGCGACUCUGUUGUUCCGUUGUUCGCGCAUAUGGUCUGGACGAAGGACAUUGAUUUCGUGCCUUCAAAUAUGCUUCUCACUCCCCGAGCUCCAAUUUACUCCGACCCCAAAGCAAAUACAGUGAUGCAAGCGCUGAACAAGAUUGCCAUUCUUCAGAUUCUCAACUCCGCAGACAUUAUCAUUUCGAUUGAGCCCCGGUCUGACUACAUGAAGAAAUGGAAAGCAUACAUCAUGAACCAGGCUCGCAUUAUUGGAGAGGGUAAAGAGAGUUUCUUCCCAGAGUCACGAAACUGGGUGUCAAUUGGGGCUGACGAGAGAAAAGGCCUCAUUUGUAAGACUCUCAAAGAUAUCCAACCCAUACCGCAAGAAUUUACUGUGGUUCCCACCAUGCUUGAAAAGGUCUAUGAGAAUUGCGCGCAAUUUCUGCUCGGUACAGCUUCCCCUUUAGAGGUCUUUCUUGAGGACAACAUACUUGAAAAAUGGUAUGCUAUCACCCGCCCACAGCAGAUAAAAGACCUUCUGUACUUGCUGGGCACUACGAAUCCAGGAAUUUGUAUUCUCGAAAUUGGUGCAGGGACUGGAUGUGCUACAUCUGAAGCACUUAAAUCCCUUCAGACACAAGAUGGUGUUAGACUAUACUCGUCCUACACGUCCACUGAUAUAACACCCGGCUUUUUCGUCUCUGCUGCAGAAAAGUUCAAGGACUUCAAUGGCCUGGUUUUCAGGACCCUUGAUAUCAACGUACCACCUGCUGAGCAGGGAUUUGAGCUACACAGCUUUGACUUGGUCAUUGCAUCUAAUGCUGUGCAUGUAACCCCUAGUCUGCAAUGUUCCUUGAAACAUGUUCACGAUCUUCUGCGUCCUGAUGGUCGUCUAGUGCUACAUGAGCUCAACCCCGAUCAUUCGAUUACAGACUUUUUGAUGGGCGUUCUGCCAGGCUGGUGGCUUGGAGAAGAGACAGACAGGCGAAACCGACCUUUUAUGCCGCCGGAGAGGUGGGAUGAAGAGCUCAAGCAAGCGGGAUUUACUGGAAGUGAAACCGCCGUCUACGACAACGAUCGCCCACUUCAGACGAAUUUCACUAUGUUAUCCAGACCAAUUGAAUGCACAGUGACACGGCGAGGGUCUGUGCACAUAGUAUACACUGGGACUCGAAGCAUCUGGAUGCAGGGAUUGAGUACAUCUCUUGUGCAGUGUGGCUAUUGUGUGACAUCUGGGAUGAUGGGAGAAGAACAUUCCAAAGGCGCUUUUAUUGUUUCUCUCCUAGACUUUGAUGAGCCAUUUUUCUAUCACAUAACACAGGAGACUUUCGAGUCAUUACAACGAUUCCUUCGAAGCGUCGGCGGCGGUGCAAUACUCUGGCUUACGCAUCCAUCACACCUGAGCUGUCCGGAUCCUCGUUUUGGUCUCAUACACGGGUUCACGCGCACAUUACGACAGGAACUUGAUGUACGAUUUACAGUAUUCGAGAUUGAUCGUUUUGAAACCGGGGUAUACUCCACCAUUCGUCGUUUGAUUGAAAAGAUAGAACAGGCACAGCAGUUCUCCCGUACGGACAUCGAUGAGGAAUAUGUUCUUCAUGAGGGUACUGUAUAUGUUGGUCGGUGUCAUUGGCCGCUAGGUGACAGAUCGACAUCCCGAGCAGAGCAAAGCGAGGCCAUGUGCAAAAAGCUUGAUAUCCCUGCGUACGGGCUCUUGGAAACCCUGCGUUGGUGCGAGACGGUACAGCCACCGGUGGAGAAAGAAGAACUAGAGAUUGAUGUCCGCUAUGUGGGGUUGAACUUCAGAGAUCUUAUGGUUGCCAUGGGUCUAGUCGGUGACCGGAGUAGUCUAGGGUUCGAAGCGACUGGUGUUGUCUGCAGGACAGGGUCACAAGUUCUCGAGUUUCAACCCGGUGACAGAGUCGUCUUCACCCAGAAUGGUCUUUUUACGACGAAGACUGUGGCCAACCAACGUUAUUGCCUCAAGCUCCCGGAUGGGCUUGGACUGGAAGAAGCAUCCACUAUGCUUUCGGUUUACGCCACUGUACUAUACUCCCUCCUUCGUGUCGGGACCCUACAAGCACACCAGACUGUGUUGAUCCACUCGGCAUGUGGAGGCGUCGGACAAGCUGCAAUCCAUGUCUGUAGAGCUGUUGGGGCAAAGGUCUAUGCUACCGUCGGAAACGAUGAAAAGGUUCAGUAUUUGAUCGAUCAUUUCGGAUUCAGCAGGACAGAUAUUUUCAACUCACGGGACGAAUCGUUUGUGGGCGAUCUGAUGCGUGAGACAAAUGGACGGGGCGUUGAUAUCGUGCUCAAUUCGCUCGCAGGUAAACUCCUUCAUGCUUCGUGGAGAUGUGUCGCUCCGUUUGGCAAGAUGAUUGAGCUGGGAAAAAGAGACUUCUUGACCAAUGGUAUUCUCGACAUGGCUCCAUUUCACUCGAAUCGUGCGUUUAUCGGCGUGGACAUGGUAGGGCUUGCUCAAGAAGACCUCAGUACUUGGGAUUGGUUAUCAGAACAGUUCAGGGACUGGUAUCGAGAAGGCAAAAUUAAGCCUAUCCACCCCAUAAAGGUCUUUGAGGCUGCGGAAGUCUCGAGUGCAUUCCGGUAUCUACAAAGGGGAACUCAUAUAGGCAAGAUCUUGGUCAGAAUGCCCAAUUCUGCGCAAGAAUUACCGUCCACACCGGCUCCACUAUCCUACCGGUUCUCAUCCUCGUCAUCAUAUUUGUUGGUGGGGGGUCUUGGUGGGCUUGGUCGCGCAGUUUCAAGCUGGAUGGCCGAGCGAGGUGCUAGCGAAAUAGUUUACCUUUCACGUUCGGCCGGCCAGUCAGACAGCGAUCAAUGCUUCAGAGAAGAGCUCAAAUCACAAGGCUGCGAAGCUGUUUUUGUUGUCGGAAGCGCGACAGUGCUUGAGGAUGUACAAGAGGCCAUUGCCAGGUGCACGAAGCCCCUGGCAGGUGUUAUGCUCUUGUCUAUGGUUUUACGAGACCAAAGCUAUCUCAAUAUGAGCUAUGAGGAUUGGACGACAUGUCUGAACCCGAAGGUCCAAGGGGCCUGGAAUUUACAUCAUGCCGUUAUCAACCAUAGUCUCGACUUCUUUCUUGUUUUCAGUUCUAUUUCCGCAAUCAACGGCUUCCCGGGGCAGGCAAAUUACGCUGCUGCUAACUCAUUUCUGGCAGCCUUCACCCAACAUCGUCGCCAGCUCGGCCUGCAAUCGUCCAUUCUCGAUCUCGGCCCGGUGGAGGAUGUGGGAAUCAUCAGCAAAGACCCGAAGCUUCGCUACACCCUGCGCCGACAUGCGGUGCGGAUGCUGACUGAGCGGGAAUUCCUGUACGGGGUUGAGCUUGCUAUCCUGCAACCGCCUAUUCCCCGACAUACCAUGGAUGAUCAGGACCCGAGGAUCACAAAUCCGUCCAUCGUUGGCCUCGGGACCACCAGGCCCCUUGACGACCCGAAGGUCCGGCCGAGCUGGCGCCGCGAAGACUGUCGUUUUGCGCUCUACCCGAAUAUGGAUCUGAAAGGAUCGCGACAUGAGCUUGACGAGGCCCAGAAAUUGAUUACUGCGGAACUUCUCACUCUUGUUGAUACAUACUGGGUUGAGGCAAAGAACAUGGGUGAGUCGGAGCGAUCGGGGAUUGUGAUCGAUUCGCUCGUCGCAAUGGAAAUGAGAAGCUGGAUGCGGAGCAACAUGGGCCUCGACAUCAGCUUGUCGCAUAUCACCAAGACUAACACUAUCGGAGGGCUGAUUGAUCUGACGAUCAAACAAUUGCAGCUGAAGUAUCGGGUGCAAGGCCCGAGCCGCGGAUCGAACGCGGGACCUCUCGCAGAUAUGCUUGGGUUUGGAAUCCCUAAGCGAGAAUCAUACCACUAG